AUGACCGGAGAAUGAAAAUAUGAUUGCUCCGGCGGCGGUGGUAGAACGGCGACGGCGCUCUGAUAGUCUAGUCGCCUGCUGGGGUUGCAAUGCCGGCGGUGGCUCUGGUGUUCUGGCUACUGAAAGCGGCUGCGGGGAACCUGAUCGUUAUGGCUGCGGAUUUCAUAAUUAUCUCUCACUCCAAUUCAACAUGGCAUUCAAUGCACUGAAACAAUGCAGAUCAUCACUGCACACACCAUAUUCGGUUCGGAGUCUGGCCUCAUCCACUACUCCCAAAUUUGCUGCUGCUUCUGUUGCCACUAGCGCAAUGCAUCAACAUUCCAGCAAAGGCGGGCGACUGGGGAGCUUGGGUGCUAUAUAUGGACCAAUGUGGACGGUGAUAGGGCUGAUGGGAGGCAUGGUUGGUGUCGCCUGCUGCAUCGCUAUCCACACUGCCAAGCAACAGCUCUUCCAUUCCCCGUCGGUUCAAGUCACCAAGAAGAGGAGGGAGUGCAUUCCGGAGGUGGAUAGCCCCGAUGCUAUUAUCCGAUCUGCUGACAAAUUCGAGACUAAGUCCUUCCUCAGGAAGGUUGCUCACAUCCAGGACAACAAGCACACCGCCAACGCUCCUGCCCGUGCUGCUUACAGUCGUUCCAGGGAAAUUGAAACCCUAAAAUCAGUUGGAGUCCGCAAUUGAUGGAGGAGGAGAAAUUGGGAUUCUGCAUCUCCUGCCCUUUGUAAAUACUAAUAAUAAUACUAGCAAAUCGCGUUAGAUAUAUGAAGCAGCUAUGUACGUACCCCUAAUUGUCCCCGUUUUUUAAUAUUUCCUACCCCUCUGCAUUGCAGGAGUGAGGUCUAUUCAUUGUGUUUUUGUUUUGUUUUGGUCCAGUAUAUAAUAAGAGGGUUCUGCAGUGUUAUUUCUUAA
Messenger RNA from Sesamum indicum (sesame), 904 nucleotides. RefSeq lists its product as uncharacterized. Lineage: Eukaryota; Viridiplantae; Streptophyta; Magnoliopsida; Lamiales; Pedaliaceae. The record is from RefSeq and is a predicted model, not a curated record.